AUUAAAAAAACAAUUCACACCAAAACAAUAACAAAAUGUCAUCCAAAAUAUCAAAUUCCAUAGCUAUUUCAUUUUUCCUUGUCCUUAUAAUAAACUUGUCUAUAGUUGAAUCAUCGAAUAAAAUUCGCGCACAUCGACCUUGUAAAACCCUAAUUUUUUACUUCCAUGACAUAUUAUACAAUGGUGAAAAUGGCAAAAAUGCAACAUCAGCUAUUGUUGGAGCUCCAUCAUGGGGAAAUCUUACAAAAUUGGCUGGACAAAAUCAUUUUGGAGAUUUAAUUGUAUUUGAUGAUCCAAUUACUUUGGAUAAUAAUAUUCAUUCAAAUCCAAUUGGUAGAGCACAAGGUUUUUAUUUUUAUGAUAAAAAAGAAAUAUUUACUUCAUGGUUAGGGUUUUCAUUUGUUUUUAAUUCAACUCAACAUAAAGGGAGUAUUAAUUUUGCUGGAGCUGAUCCAAUUAUGAAUAAAACUAGAGAUAUUUCUGUUAUUGGUGGAACUGGUGAUUUCUUCAUGACUAGAGGAAUUGCUACUCUCAUGACUGAUUCCGUUGAAGGUGAAGUUUAUUUUCGAUUACAAGUCGAUAUUAAACUUUACGAGUGCUGGUAAUAAUUUUAGACAUUACGUUAUUUUUGUUGUUGUUAUAUUUUUUUUUGUGUGUGUGUUGAAAGAUGUAUUAUUGGUUAAAGAUUCGAAGAAUCCUAUCUAAUAUAUGAAGUUUUAUUUUUGAUAAAAUCAUUUGGUAUC
Molecule: messenger RNA, 743 nt
Organism: Solanum lycopersicum (tomato)
Lineage: Eukaryota; Viridiplantae; Streptophyta; Magnoliopsida; Solanales; Solanaceae
Product: dirigent protein-like
Source: RefSeq, a predicted model, not a curated record